This is a messenger RNA of Fusarium proliferatum ET1, 1374 nucleotides long. RefSeq lists its product as uncharacterized. Bases 1 to 1374 code for a protein of 457 amino acids. The record is from RefSeq and is a predicted model, not a curated record. The transcript has 2 exons. Lineage: Eukaryota; Fungi; Ascomycota; Sordariomycetes; Hypocreales; Nectriaceae.
AUGCCAGCCACUGAGUUUACGUUCCUUACUGUUGACGGCCACGGGCGUCCACUCGAACCCGGUAGCCGAGCCUCGAUUCGCAGUCGGUGCAUGAAGGGGGUUAAUGUACGCCAGGACUCGCGCCGAUCGAGAAGAAAGGCGCGCAAGGCAGCAGAGACAGUCGCCGCAACUGAAAGUGUCAGGAUGACUACCGAAUCCCCAGAGAUCACGUCUCCUUGCCAAUUAACAAGUUGCGGGUCCCUCACAAAGUCACUACAGGCCCGAACGAAUGAGCUUGGCUUUGACUCAUCUCGCUUGCCAUCAACUGCAUGGCGAUUAGUCGUCAAGUUCAACGCCCUACUCGACGCGGCAUACCCUCUUGAGACAUACCUCGAGAACAUAAACCUCCAAGAACACAAAAUGAUUGACAACUUGACAUUAUUGUACGAGAAUAAAACUCUACUAGAGUCGAUGUUCUUGGCUACAUAUGCCGUGGAUGAUUUAUGUUCUGGUACCAAGCUAUCCCUUCGAUCGCAGCGAAUACUCUGCACCGUCCUCUCGUCGUUGAACAGCAGUCUUCGCGAUGCUACAGGGCAACAAUCCUACUCCACGAUAUUUAUCAUCUUAAUUCUUCUCUUUGCAGCUGAGUCGUUCCGUGAUCUUGAUGCUGUUUCAACACACCUUGACGGACUGAGGAGGUUGUUGGAACUGCGCGAGACGAAGCCAGUGCCGUUGGACUCUAAACUACUGUUCAAGAUCCAGCAGGUCGAUCUUAGAAUGUCGUUGGCGACAGGUCGGCCAUUGUACUUUCCUUUCGACUAUUCAUACCGGAAACAGCCUGUUGGCGUCAUCAGACCUCCCAACAUCAUACCCUGGCUGAUGGUGCAUCCCGCAUUGAUGAGCUGCUAUCAGACAUUGCAAGCUUUGUCAAGCCAUGCGAACCAAUAUCAAUCAUCAAAGUCGAAAAGGAUUCUGAAUUGGUUGGACUUCCAGUCUCAGGUCAGCACGAGUCAAACCCUGUUGAUCGGUCUGGGAAACGACCAUCUCCCUGUCGUAUCCGAAGCCCUGCGGCUUGGCAUGCUUGCCUUCUUGUCGACACUCUCACGUAGCCCGGCACGGAAAUCUCACCUACCAAUAUUCGCCUCACAGCUUGAGGAGUGCUAUUUAGGCAUGCAAGAAGCACAGGAUUUCCACAUACCGUUGCUUAUUUGGCUGAUGUUGAUGGGAUGUAUCUCUACUAUCAACACAUCAAGCUGGAUAUCGUCAAUGUGGAGAUCUUCUGUUCCGCGAAACCUCUCUUGGGAGGCUGUGCGAAAAAUGGUUGGUGUUCUCCCGUGGAUUCAGAUGAUACACGACGAGCCUGGAAAACGAUUCCAUAGGCACCUACAAGCAUAA